UUGUUGAUGUAUAUGGAAUGGAUCCUGAACUCCUUAGCAUGGUACCAAGACCAGUAUGUGCAGUAUUACUUCUCUUCCCUAUUACAGAAAAGUAUGAAGUAUUCAGAACAGAAGAGGAGGAAAAAAUAAAAUCUCAGGGACAAGAUGUUAAAUCGUCAGUAUAUUUCAUGAAGCAAACAAUCAGCAAUGCCUGUGGAACAAUUGGACUGAUCCAUGCUAUUGCCAACAAUAAAGACAAGAUGCAUUUUGAAUCUGGAUCAACCUUGAAGAAAUUCCUAGAGGAGUCUGUGUCAAUGAGCCCUGAAGAACGAGCCAGAUACCUGGAGAACUAUGACGCUAUUCGAGUUACUCAGGAGACCAGUGCCCAUGAAGGUCAGACUGAGGCACCAAAUAUAGAUGAAAAAGUAGACCUUCAUUUUAUUGCAUUAGUUCAUGUAGAUAGGCAUCUCUAUGAAUUAGAUGGACGGAAACCAUUUCCAAUUAACCAUGGUAAAACUAGUGAUGAAGCCGAAACCGUUGCUCUUCAGCCGCGCGGAAAAGCGGAGGGGGGAGGGGGGGGCGCGGGGGGCAGGCUGCGUGGCUCCGGGGCCGCUCGGCACUGCCGCUGGAAGUCCGUGGGUGCGCACCCCGCUGCAGCCCCCAGCCAGCCCGACGGGAACCGCACCCGUACCUACCGGCGUUACAGGGUCAAGGGGACCGGAGGCCGCUGA
Molecule: messenger RNA, 710 nt
Organism: Myotis myotis
Lineage: Eukaryota; Metazoa; Chordata; Mammalia; Chiroptera; Vespertilionidae
Product: ubiquitin carboxyl-terminal hydrolase isozyme L3-like
Exons: 2
Coding region: 18-710 (230 amino acids)
Biological process (GO): protein deubiquitination; ubiquitin-dependent protein catabolic process
Cellular component (GO): cytoplasm
Molecular function (GO): cysteine-type deubiquitinase activity
Source: RefSeq, a predicted model, not a curated record